GAUACCGACGCUUUCUUGGGCACGAUCAUUACCACAUUGAGAGCAACGGGCUGCUGAGUGACCAUGGAGGCUGCAAGGUCGAGCUUGCGGAUGGACCCCUGGCUGCUUGGCAUGCCACUACAUCGUCCACCUACCAAAAGCUGACCGGAUCCCGAGCGCCCACCUGUCUGCUUCAUGUGAUUCAUUUCAUCUAAGCUGACAUCGGUCUAUGAAACGCUCGACCAGCCACCUGUAUUAGAGGCGGCUGUACAUAGAACAUAUCUGUCUAUCUUGCCCAUCAUUCGCUUGAAGCUCAUCGUCGAUCCGUCAUACCAGUUGGCCAUACUUCAAAAUGAAUUCCUUUCGUUCCAAGCAAGAUUACAUGUUCGCGACGUCCUCGCGACCCAAGCUCGCAGCGGUGACCAAACCGUUUUUAGAUUUAUGCCGGCGCACCGAGACCAUGCUGGAACAAAUUACUGGCGGCAUGGUCGAGACAGAAGCCGAGUGGGAUCGCAAGCACGAUCGUCGCAGCGCCGCACCGGGUAUGGUUCUUGUGAGCCCAGAUGCAAAAAGGACUCGAGGUGGCGGAUCGAGUACGGCGGGUAACAAUACUUGGGGCAGGACCCGGAAACUAGGAGGUGUGGAAACUUGGGACGAUAAUAUGGAGGAAUAUGCAUUCCAGAAGAAAGAGGUCAAGUGCAAAUCUUGUAAGCUCAUCUUUGCAGAGAGGACAGGGCUCGACAUGCACUAUAGGCUUUUCCCGGAGCAUUCUGAUCGAACAGCUUUCAAGGAAAUGACAUCCGAUGAAUAUUUUUCGCAAUCAAGAACUAAUCAGCCUUCAAUAUGCCCGCAUCCCCGUCCUCGCGGGCACAGGAGGAGCGAAACCCUCGGCGUAAUACCAACAGCAUCGUCGCAGAUGGCCUCCUCUGCAUCUGCACACGAUCCACCAGAUGAAAGUGGGAGUGGAGACGGGUCUGUGAAAAGGAGCGACCACGAGGAGCAAGAAGAAAUGAUGUACGUUCAGCGAGGGGAUACGGCGAGAAAGGAUAGCCACUUGCGCUCGUACUCGCUCGGUGCCGCGGAUCUUCUCGACUUCGCCUGGUCUGAGAGCCAAGAUCAGCCGCAGCCGGAUCUGGAGCUAUCGUCAUACAUUGGUGCUCUGCCUCCACAGUUGACAUCGGCGCAAGUUUCUAGCACAGUAUCCUCGUCGAGGAGUAGUUCGCGGAAUGAGAUGGUGGGUGGGCACAAGCGUACCGAUUUCUUCGGUUCCACCAGCUCAAUCGGAACCGGCGUGUUGCGCGAUUAUCCUAUACGGCCAGCGCACGGAAGACGAGGAUCGUCAAGCUCCAUCGGCGUUGACCUACCGCGUUCUUACUCUGGGGUUGCGCUAGCGAACGGCGGCCAGAGCGCUUCAGUCGAUUCAACGCGCUCGUUCGGGAUGGGCGGCGGCCCGAGCAGCUAUCCUCGCCAGUCACACGGUGGACGUCGAGAUUCGACCAUCUCCAUUGGCUCGCUAGACGUUAGCGUGCGGCGUUCCGACCCACAGCGACCCUUUAUGGAAGGCGAGAGCAGCUCCUUUGAAUCAAUCAGGUUUAUUGAGUCGGUUGCUGCUGCUGGAGUCGGAGCGUAUUCCCCGCCGAAAGCUCGCGAACACACCAGCUCGAUCAGGUCUAUUGGCGCUGGUCUCUCGCGGAUGCAUGCUCGGCGACCUGCAAAUGACCCCAAGGACACUUCCAACUCGAUCAGUUCGGUCGUGGACAGCGUGCCGGGAACAUCUGCCAGUGUCUCAGCACGCGAGCAGAAGGACUUGGCGAAUUAUCUCAACGCAUUCGGCGCGGCUGAUGUUCUGCGACCUGCACAAACAUCAGAAAGGGCUCUCAAUUCACCUGCACCGGCACCUGCGCCACCGCCUGUUCCCCUGCCACCGCCUUUGCCACCCCUACCUGUCGUGCCGAGACGACAACCGCUGCAACAGAAGCCAGCUCCGCCCGUCCCACCGCCACCUGUGCCGCUUCGAAAAGCGACAUUCCCCCUGCCUCCGUCGAAAGCACAGGGUGUGCAGACACGACUCGAACACGAAAAGGACAUGCCCAUUGCUGUGCUGAUGAACGAUCUGGAGGUUGUGCGCGCGCAUCUGAGCCAGGAAUUGGAGACAGAGCACGUCCAGAGGCAACUGCAGCUACAGCAACAUCAACGAACGAAGCAAAACAACGGAGCGUCCUCUGAGAGUGCCGGAGACUUGGGGCGAUUCUUGCUGCUUUCGAUCAAGGGCAAGCCCAGCGGUGGUGGGAUAUGUUCCAACAUUCCACCUGCGUCGUCUGCCCCUAUCGUGAUGCCCAGUCAGCAACAAAGCUCAAGAAGAAAUCAUCAUCUUUCUUUACAACAGCGAAGCGGUUCCACCGCGAUGACAGAUACGAUCGUAUCCUCAUCACAAGAGUACCUUGCGCCGUCUGCAGACAUGGCCGCUGCCUCCAGCACCGAUGCCUAUCCUUCGCAUUGGGAAGAGAUGCGAGCGAAAGCUCGAGAGCCACUGAUGAUGGUUCGCGAUGGCUAUAGCAUGGGCCCCAGUAGAAGCACUAGCGACACAGAGGGGAUCACCGGAGCUUCCUCCUUUGAGCCGCAGCUACACUCGGCCACAGGAACAUUGAUAGCGUGGACAUCACAGGACCGUAAUUCAACAGAUUCUGAAGAUGCAGCAGAGCAUUUGUGCAACGUCAACAAAUGCACCAGCAUACCGACGCUCCCUUUACCAUUUGAAAACUCCUCUAUCUGCGAUUCGCCGCUCUUAGGCGCCAGCGAUGAGAUGCGGCUAUGGACCAAGUUCCAAGACCCCGAGUCGCUUUCGUCUACGUCGGACCUGUCGCACUCGAAUGAUGGCCUUGAAGAGCCCAAGAAAGCAACUGGGCCAGGGCAGGUGAACCAAACCAUCUCACCAAGUGGGUCGUAUCCGCUACCAUCACGGAUGAAUGUUAGUACGCAGAGCAACGACGCCUCCGCCACCCCUGCCGCCGUUAAUGGACAGGUGCCGCGGGUCGAUUCCUGUUUUCAAGUGCCCACAGCCACAGCGCAGAAUGCAUCCUCCUCUCCACCUGUGCCAUCGUAUCCGGCGCGCCCAGCGCGAAGACUUGCGCCUGCCCUCCCUACAGGUGCGCGAAGAGCGUCGCUGGGCCCACCACCGCCACUACCACCGAUGCCAGCGGUUGAUCCUUUCGCUUGACGCGCGCAGCGUCGAGAUUCUUAUCUGGCCGAUGUUUCCCCUUACACUUGCGCAAAUUCGCUAAGUGACGCACGACAAGCAUGCCAAUAUUGUCGCAAAAAGAAUCAAGUCCAGCCGCCGAAUUAGCGUACCAUUUUGCCCUCUGUGAUGCAUUCUGCAAGCACCUGAGUGUAUUCUACCAACCAAAUACAGCAUCGUUGAUCCUUCCCAGCAAGCCGCUCCCUGGUUGUUGACCCUUAGCCGAUCCGCCAGAGGCUCCCUCAUUGCCCGCAGGCCGCUGUGCGAAAAGCGAGCUGGCCGCCGUCGGCCCAACUGAGCUGGUACCAGCUGAUGUGCCGCCGAAAGCAGCAUUGCGCAGCUGGGUUAAAGGGUUGCCAUUGCUCCCACUGCCACUUCCCCUUGCGCCACCGGAGGCUGAGGGACUGGACGCGAAGACGGCGUUCUUAGAGCCGAU
Messenger RNA from Tilletiaria anomala UBC 951, 3650 nucleotides. RefSeq lists its product as uncharacterized. The coding region runs from base 332 to 3196 and encodes 954 amino acids. NCBI's taxonomy places the organism in Eukaryota, Fungi, Basidiomycota, Exobasidiomycetes, Georgefischeriales, Tilletiariaceae. The record is from RefSeq and is a predicted model, not a curated record. The transcript has 2 exons.